GACACCCCCCUCUUCCCAAAAGAAGAUAUAAUAAUCCUCUUUAUUUAUUUUUUUAUUUUUAUUACAGCCCUUGCAGAAGAGCAAGAACUUAAGUGGCUAAUAUUUUGCAAAGGAGACAGAGAGACUGAUACUGCAAUAUAGCUCUCGUCUCUCUCUCUUCUCCCCAAUUAGAUGCUGGCUUUAAUUGCAGAGGAUAUUUCUCUUUUCAUGCUUUCGACCAUCUCCUCUUUCCCACAGGCGAGGGUUUCAUUUGCAAGUUGAUCCUAAGGAUUUCUGUUCCUCUGGCAUUUCCCUCCCCUAAAUGCAUCCUUCUGCUCUUAAGUUUGCGGAUGGUGGGCAAUUUUUCCUAGUUCUUACACGAGGAAGGCAAAAAGGACCUUUUUAUUGGGAGAUUGAGACUAAAAGCAAGGAUCGCUCCGAAUCGUUCUAAUGGGCAUUUCAGGGAUUCAAGGAAGGCUGCAUCACCACUGGUAUUAUUCCCAUCCUUAGCAUUUCCCUGUGCCCAUACGUUGGAAAUAUCUGGUGAAAGGAAGGGUGAAACCAUAUGUUGAAGGAGCUGCAUCUCAUUAGGGCAGUAUUAUUUUCAUCUGAUUGGAGAAGAAUGGUGUCUUCAUUCGGAAUCGUGUAUAGUAGGAUAGAGAAUUUAUCGACUGGUAAGUGUCACGGUAUUUUUAUUUUUUUUUUCCUUCCACUUUCAGCUUUUCUGCCGGGUCUUCUGCUUGGUCCUGGGGGCACAAAAUGCCCUAAUCCAAGGCAGGCUGAGCGUUUCAAUCCUAGGUGCCUCUUCAGCUGUCACUUCCCUUUAGAUCUGCUGAUCGCAUGGGCAUGUGCUUUAGAAAGAUUAAUCAUCUCUAAAUGCUUUAAUCAGCUAAAAUGACUAAUAUAUGUGGUGUGUAUUUAUCUGAUAAGGUAUACCAGUUGCAUUAAUUCACCGGCGCAUUUUGCCAGGGGAAGGUUUCCUUCCCAGUCAGGGUCGUUAACCAUUUACUCCGGUAAAGACACUGUGGGGAUUUCUGAGGGGAACCGUUCUGCCAGGGACGUCGGCACAACCUCGCACAUUCCGUGGAACUCGCGUGUGGAAUACACGGAGCAGGGAGGGAGGGAGACUCGAGGGUGGAGGUUCAAUAACUUUGGGAGUUUGCAUGGAUGGAGGAUAGGAUGCGGUGCGACACCGGAGAAAUCUGCCCAUACUUGGUUGUGUUUCCCCUCCCGGAGUCGAGGCGGGCUGUGAUGGCUCCAGGGUUAAAAUUGCACCCGGGGAUGAGAUCUGGGCAGUUCCGGCGCCUGGGAGAACGUGGAGAGACGCAACACGUUCGGUGUGCUCGUGGUGCUGUGUGGGGCUGCAUGUGCUGUCCUCUUUAUAGGUGGCAUUCGCCACGGGGAGGGGAGCGAGGCAGGCUGCUAUCGCGUGAUGGAGCCGUCUAACAUCUCUCAAGUAUAAAUCAGGGCAAGGCUCACGCAGCCGACACCCCUGGAGUCGGUUGGGAACGUCUGCCCGACAACUGCUGAACUUUCCAGGAGCCCGACAGGAGUCCAGCAGGUAGGGGCUUAGGAAAAGGAGAGGGGCAGGGCAGAAAUACUGAAAUCUGUGUUUCUCUUCCCGUUGCAGUUUUGUAAACAUCAACAAAUGAUGAAACCUUCCACGGCAGAGACGCUUCAUAGAGGAAGGAUGUUGUGGAUAAUUCUUCUAAGCACAAUUGCUCUAGCAUGGACUACACCUAUUCCCUUGAUAGAGGACUCGGAGGAACUGGAUGAGCCCUGCUUUGAUCCAUGUUACUGUGAAGUCAAGGAGAGCCUUUUCCAUAUACAUUGUGACAACAAGGGAUUUAUAAAUAUUAGUCAGAUAACAGAGUCGUGGUCGAGACCUUUUAAACUUUAUCUGCAGAGGAAUUCCAUGAGGAAAUUGUACACCAACAGUUUUCUUCACUUGAACAAUGCUGUAUCUAUUAACCUUGGGAACAAUGCACUGCAGGACAUUCAGACAGGGGCUUUUAACGGGCUCCGAGUUCUGAAGAGGUUGUAUUUGCACGAAAACAAAUUGGACAUUUUCAGGAACGACACUUUCCUGGGUUUGGAAAGUCUGGAAUAUCUGCAGGCAGAUUACAAUGUCAUUAAGAGGAUUGAAAGCGGGGCAUUUCGAAACCUAAGCAAAUUGAGGGUCCUUAUCCUAAAUGACAAUCUUAUCCCCAUGCUUCCCACCAAUUUAUUUAAGUCCGUGUCCUUAACCCACUUGGACUUGCGGGGGAACCGCCUCAAAGUCCUUUCGUACCGCGGGAUGUUGGACCACAUUGGCAGGAGCCUGAUGGAGAUCCAGCUGGAGGAGAACCCGUGGAACUGUACGUGCGAGAUCGUGCAGCUCAAGAGCUGGCUGGAGCGCAUCCCCUACACCGCUCUGGUGGGGGACAUCACCUGCGAGACGCCCUUCCACUUCCACGGGAAGGACCUGCGGGAAAUCAAAAGAAGCAAGCUCUGCCCCAUGCUGUCCGACUCCGAGGUGGAAGCCAGCCUGGGCAUCCCUCAGCUGUCCUCCAGCAAGGAGAACGCGUGGCCUACGAAGCCCUCCUCCAUGCUGUCCUCCUUCCAUUUCACCGCUUCCUCCGUUGAGUACAAAACGUCCAACAAGCAGCCCAAGCCCACCAAGCAGCCCCGGGCGCCCCGGCCUCCCCCGACCCCCCGUGGCCUGUACCCCGGGCCCAACCAACCCCCCGUGGCUGCCUACCAGACCCGGCCCCCCAUCCCCAUCAUCUGCCCCACCGGCUGCUCUUGCAGUUUGCACAUCAACGACCUGGGCCUGACGGUCAACUGCAAGGAGCGGGGAUUCCACAACAUCUCCGAGCUCCUGCCCAGGCCCUUGAACGCCAAGAAGCUGUACCUGAGCGGGAAUUUGAUCCAGAAAAUCUACCGCUCCGAUUUCUGGAAUUUUUCCUCCUUGGAUCUCUUACACCUGGGGAACAACCGGAUCUCCUACGUGCAGGACGGGGCGUUCAUCAACCUGCCGAACCUCAAGAGCCUGUACCUGAACGGGAACGACAUCGAGCGGCUCACCCCGGGCAUGUUCCGGGGCCUGCAGAGUUUGCAUUACCUGUACUUCGAGUACAACCUGAUCAGGGAAAUCCAGCCGGCGGCCUUCAGCCUCAUGCCCAACCUGAAGCUCCUCUUCCUCAACGACAACCUGCUCCGCACGCUGCCCACCGACGCCUUCGCCGGCACCUCCCUGGCGCGCCUCAACCUGCGCAACAACCACUUCCUGGCGCUGCCGGUGGCCGGGGUGCUGGAGCACCUGCACGCCAUCGUGCAGAUCGACCUGAAGCUCAACCCCUGGGACUGCACCUGCGAGCUGGUGCCGCUGAAGCAGUGGCUGGAGGCGCUCAGCUCCGUCAGCGUGGUGGGCGAGGUGCUGUGCGCCAGCCCCGAGCCGCUGGCCCGCCGCGACCUGCGCUCGCUGGAGCUGGCCGCGCUGUGCCCCGCCGCCCUGCGCCCCGCCGCCGCCGCCGCCGCCUCGCCCCCCGCCGCCGCCCCGCCGCCGCCCGCCGCCACCGGCGCGGCCGCCUACGAGCUGCCCCCGGCCGCCGCGGCCGCGGCCGUGCCGCUCUCCGUGCUCAUCCUCAGCCUCCUCGUCCUCUUCUUCUCCGCCGUGCUGGUGGCCGCCGGGCUCUUCGCCUUCGUGCUGCGCCGCCGCCGGCGGAAGCUGCCGUUCCGCGGCCCGCGGGCGGAGGCGGCGGACCUGGGCGCGGUGCCGCUGCGCUGCCCGCGGCUCUUCCCCGAGGGCGGCGGCGGCGGCGGCGGCGGGGGCGGCGGCGGGGGGGGCCCCGGGGAGCGCUCCCCGGAGAAGGCGCCCCCGGCGGGCCACGUCUACGACUACAUCCCGCACCCGGUGACCCAGAUGUGCAACAACCCCAUCUACAAGCCGCGGGAGGAGGAGGAGGCGGCGGGCGGCGGCGGCGAGGCGGCCGAGCUGCUGCGGGGCGGCGGCGAGCGCGGCUUCGCUCACCCCGCCGCCCCCGCCGCCGCGCCGGAGCCGGGCAGCAGCUACCGCACCUUGCUGGAGAAGGAGCAGGAGUGGAGCCUGGCCGUGUCCAGCUCGCAGCUCAACACCAUCGUGGCCGUGCACCCCCAGCACCCCGCGGGCGGAGGGCUGGCGGCGGGCGCGCUCGGGGCGGCGGCGGCGGCGGCGGGGGGAGCCCCGCGGGACCGCGACCGCCCGCCGCCCUGCGCCGUGGGGUUCGUGGACUGCCUGUACGGCACCGUGCCCAAGCUGAAGGAACUGCACGUCCACCCCCCCGGCAUGCAAUACCCGGACCUGCAGCAGGACGCCAGGCUGAAGGAGACCCUGCUCUUCGCGGCCGGCAAGGGCUUCCCGGACCACCAAACCCCCACAAGCGAAUACCUCGAGUUAAGGGCCAAACUCCAAACCAAGCCGGAUUACCUCGAAGUCCUGGAGAAGACCACGUACCGGUUCUGACAGCCGCCCCGCCGCCCGCCCGGCCCCGCCGCCCGCGGGCAGAGGAUACAGCUGUGCGCUCUGCCCCGCCAGAUGUGCGCGCUGCGGGGCAGGGCCCUUCUCAGAUCAGUAAUCGACGAAGUGCCUUCGCAGACUUUUGCCAGCAGAUGUUAAUCAAUCAUUAUUUUUUAUACCGAAACUGAGACUUUGACUGUGCCAUGUCUAAAGGUGGAAAAGAGCAGCAAGGCCAGUGACCCAAAAACCUGGCUGCUUUGGAAAGUG
Messenger RNA from Hirundo rustica (Barn swallow), 4723 nucleotides. It is a transcript of the gene SLITRK3, whose product is annotated as SLIT and NTRK like family member 3. The coding region runs from base 1628 to 4462 and encodes 944 amino acids. NCBI's taxonomy places the organism in Eukaryota, Metazoa, Chordata, Aves, Passeriformes, Hirundinidae. The transcript has 3 exons. Gene Ontology annotation, molecular function: protein binding. Gene Ontology annotation, cellular component: postsynaptic density membrane; GABA-ergic synapse. The record is from RefSeq and is a predicted model, not a curated record. Gene Ontology annotation, biological process: regulation of presynapse assembly; axonogenesis; positive regulation of synapse assembly.